Molecule: messenger RNA, 2176 nt
Organism: Perca fluviatilis (European perch)
Lineage: Eukaryota; Metazoa; Chordata; Actinopteri; Perciformes; Percidae
Gene: cdc6
Product: cell division cycle 6 homolog (S. cerevisiae)
Exons: 12
Coding region: 183-1919 (578 amino acids)
Biological process (GO): DNA replication initiation; cell division; mitotic DNA replication checkpoint signaling
Cellular component (GO): nucleus
Molecular function (GO): ATP hydrolysis activity; DNA replication origin binding
Source: RefSeq, a predicted model, not a curated record
CAAUCAGAGCGCAGCAGCGGGAAACGCAGCUGAUCCGAAAGGAGGUGAGCGAUAUUUGGCGCAAGUUUGAGACCAGUGUGCGGCAGAAGAGGGAAAGAGAGGGAAGCAGAGGGCUCCAAGAGAAGAUAAAACACUCCACUCUUUACUGACUUCUGACAACUUUUAAAAAGAUUGAACCCAACAUGCCGAGCACACGCUCUCAUAGUGGCGUCCAGCCCACGCUGGCGUUCCCUCGCCGUAAAUCCUGCCGAGUGUCGGCUCGCUCCAAGGCGCCGGCGCCGCGGCUGGAGGAAAAGCCUCUGUCUCCGACCGAGCCCGGACCCCAGCCUCUCGACCCGGCCCUGACCCGGAUCGGACCGCUGUCUCCGAGGCGUCUCGCCGAGCAGCCCGCCCUGCUCUCCCCGAGAAGAGCGCUCGCCCGCCCGUCUCCCCUCUCGCCCAGACGCCCCUCAGCCCAGCCGGCGUCCCCCGGCCUCCAGACGCGACUUCCCCUCAGCCCCCGCAAACGCACCGGUGACGACAACGACUGUAACCUGCUGGGCUCUCCGCCCAAACAGAGCAAGCCGGCCGCCGCGGCGCCGUCUCCCAGGAAGCUCGGCUUCGACGAGAACUCGCCGCUCUCGGUCCGGCGACGGCUGGUCCCGCCCUCGUCGCCCAGGCAACCGCUCUCUCCCUCCGCCGCGCCGUCCCCGAGACGCCAGGCACGCCAAAACUCAGAGGGGAAGUCGCCCGCUGACAAGUCGAGGUUUCUGAGCGUGAAGCGGGCGCUGCACACGGCCGUCCCCGAGCGGCUGCUGUCCCGGGACACGGAGCGGGCCGCCAUCCGCUCCUUCCUGGAGGAGAAGGCCCUGCAGCGGCUGCCCGGCAGCCUGUACAUCUCCGGGGCUCCGGGCACCGGCAAGACGGCCUGCCUCAACUGUGUGCUGCAGGACAUGAAGGCGGCGCUGGCGCCGGUCCAGACCGUGGUGGUGAACUGCAUGAGUCUGCGGAGCUCCCACGCCAUCUUCCCGCUGCUGGCCGACAAACUGCGAGCGCCCGGCGGACAGAGCGGGCUGCAGAGGUUCCUCACGGCCCCGGGGCCCGCUGUGCUGCUGGUUCUGGACGAGAUGGACCAGCUGGACAGUAAAGCUCAGGACGUCCUGUACACCAUCUUCGAGUGGCCGUACCUGCCAGAGUCUCGCCUCUGCCUCGUCGGGAUCGCCAACGCUCUGGAUCUGACGGACCGCAUCCUGCCGCGGCUGCAGGCGCGCCCCCACUGCCGCCCGCUGCUGCUCCACUUCCCCCCGUACAGCCGCCAGGAGCUCAGCGCCAUCGUGCAGGACCGACUCUCCCAGGCGUCGGCCGAGGGCCUCCUGGACGCCUCGGCGGUGCAGUUCUGUGCCAGGAAAGUGUCGGCGGUGUCGGGAGACGCCAGGAAGGCCCUGGACAUCUGCAGGAGAGCCGUCGAGGUCGUGGAGUCCGACGACAGGAAGAAGGCGUCGGACCCAAACGCCGAAUCUAAAGCGUCGCGGGUCGGCCUCCCCCAGGUGGCGCGGGUCCUGUCGGAGGUCUACGGCGACCGCAUGGCGUCCCAGUGCGGCGCCGGCUCGGACGGAGAGAGCUUCCCCCUGCAGCAGAAGCUGCUGGUCUGCUGCCUGCUGCUGCUCACACGCAACGGGAAGAGCAGAGAGAUCGUCCUCGGAAAGCUCCACGAGGUGUACAGCCGCCUGUGCGCCCAGCGACAGGUGUCUGCCGUCGGUCAGGGCGAGUGCCUGUCUCUCUGCGGUCUGCUGGAGAGCCGAGGGAUCUUCUCUCUGAAGAAGGCCAAGGAGGCUCGCCUCACCAAGGUGUUUCUGAAGAUCGAGGAGAAAGAUGUCGAGAACGCUCUGAAGGACCGAACGCUGCUGGGGAGCAUCCUCGCUGCAGGACUCCCCUCCUGAUCUCACCUUUUUUUGUUUUUUAUGGACUAAGACAUUUUUUCAACAGUUGAAUUUUUUUUAAUUCUCGUUUUUGCUGAGAACUUGUACAGUGUGUUUUUUUUUGUUUUCUCUCUCCUACUGAUGUCGAUGCUCAGUUCUCGAGUUGUUGAAGAAUGUCGUUGAGUCACUGAUGAAUUUACAGCGUUUUGUUUCAGUUUGGAUUUGAAACGUUUCCACGUUUUAUGCUGUAAAUAAACAUGUACAGACAUUUAAAAUCA